AUGAAGAAGCAAAACGUCCGGACCCUAUCGUUGAUCGUCUUCACGUUCACCUACCUCCUCGUCGGCGCUGCAAUCUUCGACGUUCUCGAGUCCGAGACGGAGAAACGACGCAAGGAAGCAUUGGACGCCAUUGAAAAGAUGGUUAUACGCAAGUAUAAUAUAAGCGAGGACGACUUCAAGAUCAUGGAAACAGUGGUGCUGAAGACGGAACCUCACAAAGCCGGUCAACAGUGGAAAUUCGCCGGAGCGUUAUACUACGCGAUCACGGUCCUCACCACUAUCGGUUACGGACAUUCGACGCCGAACACCAUAAGCGGUAAAUUGUUCACGAUGUUCUACGCGAUCGUCGGUAUCCCGUUAGGACUCGUAAUGUUCCAGAGCAUAGGAGAGCGUCUGAAUAAGUUCUCGUCCGUCGUUAUACGGAACGUAAAGAAGCUUCUUAACUGUAAGGAUGUCCAGGCCUCAGAAAUAAAUCUUAUCUGCGUGGUGACGACCUUAUCUUGCUUAACGAUUGCGGGAGGUGCCGCGGCGUUCUCUCGGUACGAAGGAUGGUCGUACUUCGACUCCAUCUACUACUGUUUCAUCACCCUGACGACCAUCGGCUUCGGCGACAUGGUCGCGCUGCAGAAGGACAACGCGCUGGACAACAAGCCGGAAUACGUGUUGUUCGCCCUGAUAUUCAUUUUGUUCGGCUUGGCUAUCGUCGCCGCCUCCCUCAAUUUAUUGGUGCUGAGAUUUGUCACUAUGAAUACGGAGGACGAAAGGCGAGACGAGGCCGAGGCUCUACAG
This is a messenger RNA of Heterotrigona itama, 789 nucleotides long. The record is from the annotation of a GenBank genome assembly. NCBI's taxonomy places the organism in Eukaryota, Metazoa, Arthropoda, Insecta, Hymenoptera, Apidae.